This is a messenger RNA of Trametes versicolor FP-101664 SS1, 2670 nucleotides long. RefSeq names its product Sec34-domain-containing protein. Bases 52 to 2634 code for a protein of 860 amino acids. The record is from RefSeq and is a predicted model, not a curated record. The transcript has 11 exons. Gene Ontology annotation, cellular component: membrane; COG complex; cis-Golgi network. Lineage: Eukaryota; Fungi; Basidiomycota; Agaricomycetes; Polyporales; Polyporaceae. Gene Ontology annotation, biological process: intra-Golgi vesicle-mediated transport; Golgi organization; intracellular protein transport.
UAGGACAGUGAAACCCGCUGGGUAGCACUGAGGUCAAAGCCUGGCUGCGAUAUGGCAUCUACAAGCAAGCGACCGGCGAACUUGAACACUCUCACCCCACAUCCGAAACCCGUGAUCAGCGUCGAGGAAUGGGAGGCCUCAGCACCUAUUGGGGAUGUUGAGGUCAAGAGCGUAAACUGUGUCCAAGCAGCGAGCGAGCGCGCUGUUCUGCCACCUAAGUUCAGCGCGGAAGACCCAGGCUCGUCCUCCCGCCCAUCCACGCCGACCGUCCGUGGUAAACUCGGUCAGGGCUCUCGACCCUCGACGCCCAACCUCUCCUCUGCACACCGCCAUACUGCAUCGCACGCGCUCCACCCUCGGCAACCUAUCCAGACGCCUCAGCAGUUCUAUGACUGGUUCUCGCUCAUCGACCGCUCGGUGACACACAGCCAGGAAGCGCACAUACGCGCGCACCUGGAGAGCGUGUCGGAUCAUUUGGAAACAUGCGACCGGUUGAUACAAAGGAUAGAUGAGAUUGACGGGGAAGUGGCGGACAUGCUGCAAGGAUGGCGGUCAGUAGAGGACAGUGGCAAGAGCUUGAAAGACGCUUGCGAGCUGCUUCUCCAGGAGCGGGAUCGACUGCUGGAUCUGACAGUCUCCAUCGACGAGAGACUAGAAUACUUCCAAGAACUUGAACAGGCUACACGCAUGCUCAACCAUCCUGGGGAGUCUCUUGUCUUGCAGACCGACUUCCUCUACAUGGUCGAGCGCGUCGACAUAUGUAUUGAUUAUUUGAAGUCCCAUCGACACUUCAAAGAAGCAGAAAUAUACCUACUUCGCUUCCAACAAUGCAUGACGCGCGCUAUGACUUUGAUCAAGAUGUACUUCGUGGGCUCGUUGCGUGCGCUAACCACGGACGUUUCCAAACGACUAGCAGAGAAAGAUGUCUCGACAACGGCGCAGAUGCACUUGCUCUACACUCGGUUCCACACCGUAUCCGGGCCCCUAGCGCCGCUCCUGGCGGAGUUGGAGCGGCGCGCACAAGCUCAUCCCGACGAGUUGUCUGCGUUGUUAGCCGAGUGUCACGUUGCAUAUUUCUCUGCUCGCAGGACCCUCCUCGUUGGCCGUCUAAUGGAAGAAAUCAAGGGCCUUGAUCCCGCGCGGACGGAGCUUGUAGAGCUUACUAGAGCCGGCUGUAGUUAUCUCAAGCAGUUGUGCACCGAUGAAUUCAAUCUCUUCCGGGCAUUCUUCAACUCUGGGGAAGAGCAGCUCUACCAAUACUUGGAGAACCUCUGCGAUUAUCUCUAUGACGACUUGCGGCCACGAAUACUGCACGAGCCGCGCCUCACAGCGCUGUGCGAAGUGUGUACCGUCCUACAGGCACUCAUGGUGCUGGACGUGCCCUCGAUGCCCGACUCCUCUUCGGACGAGGAGGCCGACCUGGGCGACGAACUCACCCUAGACCUAGACCAUCCCAGACGAAAUAGGGGAUUGCGGACCUUGCACAUCAGCCACCUCCUCCAAAUGGUACUGCAGGACGCGCAGACUCGGUUGUUUUUCAAGGCCCAGUCGGUUAUUCAAUCUGAGAUCCGCUAUUACGUCCCCAGGCUUGAAGACCUGGCGUACCCGGACAAACUAGUUGCUGCGCGGAAGCCGGUGUCUGGAACGGACAUCAGGGAGAAGCAGAGUGUCAGCAGGAUCUUUCAGGUCAAGUCCUGGGACAAGCAGGAAACGUGGUACCCCACUUUGCAGAAGACGGUCUGGGUGCUCUCACAGCUCCACGAGUUCGUAAAGCCCGCGAUCUUCGACGAGCUUGCGCAGGAGGCGAUCAAGUACUGCCUGCAGACCCUCCUUAGUGCGGCGGAGACACUCAAGAGCAAAAAUCCGCCGACGUCCGUGUACGAUGGACAUCUGUUCCUACUGCGGCACCUGCUUAUCCUGAAAGAGAUGACCCAAAACCUUGAUCUCGUGCACCGUGAUGUCGAGCGCGGCAGCGCCCUCUCUGGAGUUCCUGAAUCGCUGGCUUCGGUGCUCGGCAGGACUACAUCGCUUCUCCCGAACGCCCUCCUCACUUCCCUCGGGAUGCCGCGUGACGAGGAUACGAGCGAUGUGCGCCACGGGAUCGACCAGCUGCUGAAGCAGGCCUGCGAAGACGUGAUCAAGACUGCGGCGGAUGCCGUGAGCGGCUCGACGUACAGUUGGGCAGAGCGCCUGCGCAUGGUCUACUCGCUCGACAACGAGCCGCUGCCCCAGAAGGAAGGCGACCUCCCCCGCAUGAACUACGAGCUGGAGCGCCACUGGGCGGGGGCGGACUCCGCGGUAGGCAUCAUCAACACCAUCCCGUACUCCCUUGAGCACGAUACGAACGAGGUGGUGGUGCGCUUGCGGCUGUACAUCGAGGACGAGCGGACUGUCGAGGUCCUCGUGAAGCACAUCCAGGAGCUCAUCGUGGACCAAUGGAUGUAUUGGCGGGAGACGACCUGGAACCUCUACAACGGCGAGAUCCGCGACAAGAUUCCGACGGAGGAGAUGUUCAGGGAGCAUGUGGUCAAGGGCUGCAGGGAGGACUAUGUUUAUGUGCCGGUGCAGAUACCAAACAACUAUGCGGAGGAUGUUGCUAGGCGUAACGCUGCUGCUGGUAGUAGCACAGCGUGAUGAGAGUUGCACCGUACAUUUGUAUGUCAUACCCCC